This is a messenger RNA of Exserohilum turcica Et28A, 1251 nucleotides long. RefSeq lists its product as uncharacterized. Lineage: Eukaryota; Fungi; Ascomycota; Dothideomycetes; Pleosporales; Pleosporaceae. Gene Ontology annotation, biological process: fatty acid catabolic process. The record is from RefSeq and is a predicted model, not a curated record. The transcript is spliced from 2 exons. Bases 1 to 939 code for a protein of 312 amino acids. Gene Ontology annotation, molecular function: 2,4-dienoyl-CoA reductase (NADPH) activity.
AUGCCCAUGGAGAGAUAUCAGUUUAUGAGCAAUGUCUGGAAGGAUGGCAUCUUUGACAACAAGGUCCUGUUCUGCACCGGCGGAGCUGGCUCCAUCUGCAGCGCCCAAGUCCGCGCCAUGGUGGCCCUCGGCGCAAACGCAUGCAUAGUCGGGCGCAACGUGGAAAAGACGGAAAACAUGGCCAAGGACAUUGCGACGGCACGCCCCGGGGCCAAAGUCAUGGGCAUCGGUGCCAUCGACGUGCGCAAGCCCGAACUCCUCGAGCAAGCCGCCCAGCGCUGCGCAAAAGAACUCGGCAGCAUCGACUUUGUCAUUGCCGGCGCGGCAGGCAACUUUCUCGCGCCCAUCGACCAGCUCUCGACCAACGCCAUGAAGAGCGUCAUGGACAUUGACGUGCUGGGCAGCUACAACACGGUCAAGGCCACACUGCCGUAUUUGGUCGAGUCCGCUGCCAAGCACAGAACCGACGGAGCCACACAGCCGCCCAACGGAACCGGUGGCCGCAUCAUCUUCGUCAGUGCGACGCUGCACUACACUGGCACACCGCUCCAGGCGCACGUGUCGGUCGCAAAGGCCGGGGUGGAUGCCAUGGCCGUUUCAGUUGCUAUUGAGCAAGGCCCCAAGGGCGUGACUUCAAACGUCAUUGCUCCCGGCCCUAUUGCCGACACCGAGGGCAUGGCCCGACUGUCCAAGCCAGACAACAACAGCAGGACCGGCAAGAAGAUCCCCAUUGGCCGCUGGGGCACCGUCAAGGAAAUUGCAGACGCAACCAUCUUUUUGUUUUCGGAUGCUGGCAACUUUGUCAAUGGAGAGACGCUUGUCGUUGACGGUGGCGCCUGGCGUACCGCUGGCCUUGGUAACAGCUUCGAGUACCCGGAUUUCCUGCUUUCCGGCGAGGCCGUGACGGGUGUUGCGGGUGGCAAGAAGGCCAAGUUGUAAAUGGAAUACUGUUUCAAUGGGCGUACGUUAGGACGAAUAUGUCCUGUAAGGUGAAUAUGCAUUAUUCAAGGUUGAUUGGUGGAGAGUUGUUAUACAUGGGCGUCUAGUAGCGCCGAGCAUGAGGGAUAUGUUAUCAUGAUUUGGAGUAGGAAUAGCUUGGAGAGCAAGAGAAAGGAAUUUAAAAAACUCAUCUUGAAAGCAAGUAAUAUGUACAUGACUGCAAGUGCACUGUCAAGUACCCUGUCAAGUAUAGUAACACAUCAAAUUACAUCACUCUAGUGAAUACAUCUUAGUAGCGGAGCUCUAUCUCCC